Messenger RNA from Darwinula stevensoni, 426 nucleotides. NCBI's taxonomy places the organism in Eukaryota, Metazoa, Arthropoda, Ostracoda, Podocopida, Darwinulidae. The record is from the annotation of a GenBank genome assembly.
AUGCCCAAAACCUUCUUAUUUGAAGCUUUGAGAGCCACAAGUCAGUACACACCAAGAGUUGAGAAAUCCAUCAAUCAAGUAACCCUGUUGGGCAGGGUUGGAGCUGAGCCCCAGAAAAGAGGGUCUGAGGAGCAUCCAGUUGUGGUUUUCAGCCUUGCUACACACACAAACAGCAGACUGACAUCUGGUGAAGUACAGCAGAGAACAGAGUGGCAUCGCAUUAGUGUCUUCAAGCCUCUCUUACGAGAUGCUGUGUAUCAGUACAUGGGAAAAGGACAGCGAGUUUUUGUGCAGGGAAGGCUUAUGUAUGGAGAUAUUGUUGAUGCCAAUGGGGUUCAACGUAGUACAACGACGAUUGUAGCUGAUGAUGUCAUCUUCCUUUCCAAGUCAUCUGCUGCAGCAGAACCUGAAGUUGAGUCUGCUUGA